Vanrija pseudolonga is the source of this 855-nucleotide messenger RNA. RefSeq lists its product as uncharacterized. The record is from RefSeq and is a predicted model, not a curated record. Lineage: Eukaryota; Fungi; Basidiomycota; Tremellomycetes; Trichosporonales; Trichosporonaceae. Bases 19 to 702 code for a protein of 227 amino acids. The transcript is spliced from 4 exons.
CACCACGCCACAACUUCAAUGGGUGCCUCAUCAUCAAAAGCAGCACGCAGCCUGCCAACCAAGACGCCCAGCGCAGUGCACCCGCUGCCAGCGGCGACCCGCGUUCCUCCUCCUCCGCCCGUGUCGGAGGCCGUCGAACAGGCCGUCCCUCCACCUUCCUCCUCCACCCGGCCCGUCGAUGCCGCACCCCAAGAGGACUUUGUGUACGGCGGCUUGAGGGAGCGGCCCGGGGGAUCGCCCGGCCCAUCCUUCAGCGGCGAGAAGGACGAUGCCAUCCUCAAGGAUGCCAUGGACCCGCAGUUCUUGGCCAACCUAUCGAGGCUAGGCCCUGUCGCUGUGCCCCAAGUCAGCCGUCUCGUCCGCACACCCCCGAGGGCGCAGCGAACGUUGAAUGCCCGCAAGGACGAGUACACCCGACCAACGGUCACUCCUCCGCCUGGAACUCUUACCGCGGCGAUGCUCACCUCAUUGUUGGACGAGCUCAAGGUGUUGCCACCCGGUGCCGACCCGUCAAGAGUGUACCGCCAGUAUGGGCUUACCGCCGAGCAGCUCGCACCAGUCCGCCGCUGGGUCAACAGCCCCAGUGUUGGAGACGAGGAGCUCCUGGACGUCAGGGACGGAGGCAACAUGCAGGUCGAGCAGACCGUGGAGUUGAAGGCGGUGUGGGUGACGCCGCAGGAUAAGGGAGCUAGCAGCCCAUAGUGUGGACGACGGUAGGGGGUGAGGAGCUUACCUGCGAGGCUAAUUCGCGCCUGGGCGCUGAUGUCACUCUACUCAUGACACAAGGGGUGUGGGCGUGGGACUGUGGAGCCGAAGCGACGGCGAGGCGACGGUGGGACACACGCUGAGGCACGC